Lentinula edodes (shiitake mushroom) is the source of this 1068-nucleotide messenger RNA. RefSeq lists its product as uncharacterized. The coding region runs from base 1 to 1068 and encodes 355 amino acids. Lineage: Eukaryota; Fungi; Basidiomycota; Agaricomycetes; Agaricales; Omphalotaceae. The transcript has 4 exons. The record is from RefSeq and is a predicted model, not a curated record.
AUGGACACUGUGGACUUAGACUUCAUCUUUCAAUUCGCCAUCACGGAUUUGGACCUCCCUGAGAACGGGCUUGGUGCAUUUUCGACUAUAGAAUUACAAGUUCCUACACCCCCAGAUUCAAGCCCCGGGUCGCCAAUAAGCGAUGUUCUGAACGACGUGCAGGUUUCAAUAUCGACUGCAUUCCACCCAGACGCGUGCUGGGAGCAUUUUCGACCUGACUUCGCACUUUUGUCUUCUGAUUCAGUAACAUUUUAUGUUCACUUGCAAGUAAUGCUCAGUGGCUCCAAAAAUUCAUUCCGAUCAUUAUUACCAAUCUAUCUCCCCGACGUCCCAAUUUCUACUCUUGCCCAAUCACGAGAGGAUCUCUCCAACACGGCAGUUCACGUCCCAGAAUCCUCACAGGUUCUGAACAUCAUCCUUCAUGCUAUUUAUGGUUUGUCUUGCGCCCAUUAUGCACCCACUUUUGAGACACUUUCUGCUGCAGUUAAUCAGCUUCCAUUGUAUGGCAUGGAUCCAGAAACGUAUAUCGCAAUUGAUACCCCACUAUACACCCUGCUUCUCUCUCAUGCGCCCCUUCUCCCAAUAAACGUUUAUACACUCGCCGCCAAACAUGAUCUGCAUCACCUGGCAGUGUCCGCCUCACCACACCUAUUGUCGUUUUCGCUCCCUACCCUUACAGAUGAAAUGGCGAAAGAGAUGGGAUCCAAGUACCUACGCAAAAUGUUCUUCUUGCACAUGGGUCGUGUAGAUGCUCUCAAAAGACUUCUAUUGCAGCCACCCCCGCCUCACGCCCCUAUUCGCGGUUGCGCUUUUGCUGAUCAGAGAACUUUGACUCGCGCCUGGGCAUUAGCGUCAGCUUAUGUUGCAUGGGACGCUCGACCAGAUAUAUCAAAAGGCUUCUUAGAGUCUGCUCUUACUCCUUUGGCCGAACAUUUGACCUGCGAACUUUGCAAGAAAAGUCUGAAUGAGCGAAUCAGAGAUCUUGUCGUAAAUUGGUCUAUUGUGAAGGUACCUUUCAGUUUCCUCAACAUACUCACAGAACUUAUGUCCCUGCAGCGCACUAUCUAA